AUGUCUUCUUCUGUCUACGCAAACCUAAUAGCUUUCCAAGCCUCUGACGAUGGUCGUGGGUUCAUGAAGGGCAAGGACAACGUUAGCACUGACGGUAUGACACGCAUCUUGGAUAUCCCCAAGACUCAACCGAGACGAUGCUUUCGAAGAGGUCAUUCGAAGGCUGGGUAUCCGUACGUGGAGACUAAGGGUCAAGCAGGUCAAGGCCAGCGGAGGGUCAUGAAUGAGCUCUAUGUCACUUUUGACUGUACCUCGAACAUCAUUGAGGCUGUUCUAUUAGUGCGCCAGCCAUCGGCUUCAGCUAGUGCGAUUCGCAUGGUUAGCAUCACGCUCGGUCUCAUUUAA
This is a messenger RNA of Penicillium diatomitis, 345 nucleotides long. RefSeq lists its product as uncharacterized. The record is from RefSeq and is a predicted model, not a curated record. The transcript has a single exon. Lineage: Eukaryota; Fungi; Ascomycota; Eurotiomycetes; Eurotiales; Aspergillaceae. The coding region runs from base 1 to 345 and encodes 114 amino acids.